Messenger RNA from Nicrophorus vespilloides, 1754 nucleotides. RefSeq lists its product as uncharacterized. The record is from RefSeq and is a predicted model, not a curated record. The coding region runs from base 381 to 1436 and encodes 351 amino acids. NCBI's taxonomy places the organism in Eukaryota, Metazoa, Arthropoda, Insecta, Coleoptera, Silphidae. The transcript is spliced from 6 exons.
CUGGUUUGAAACAGUCCGGGAAAUUGGUUGAACAAUUGCGUUUAUUUUAAUUAUAAAUUGAACUUUCGAGUAAAGAUGAUUGUUUCAUUCGAAAGCUUAAUGGAAAUAAUGUUGAUGAUGGACUUGCAUUGUGCGUACGUACCACAACAAACGGUUCAAUUAACCGAAGUCUUUAAGGGCCAUUGUUAGCAUCCAAGGCCACAAUUUCCAAUUUUCUUCACUUCACGUCGAGCGGAGGUUGUGGCCGGUGCCCAAUCGUCCGUAGCCGUGUGGAGAAGACGUGAAGAGGAGAGGAGAAGACGGUAACAAGGAUGGACGUUAUGCAAAUGGGGAUGGUCCGAGAAGGAAGGCAGAGCUCCUAGACAUGUUGAGUUACCCUCAUGUCUCGCCAAUUUGCACCGGCGCAACGCCCGCGCGUUCCGUCAACCUCAGAUAAUCCUUACUUGGGUACGACGAGCAGCUUACCACUGGGUCACUCCUACGUGAAGCCGAAAGAGGUGAACUACCAUUUGAAAUGCACCGGGUCGAUUCGCGGAGCACCUUGUCCUCUGGAGCAGGACGCCUGCUUCACGGAUGAAGCGUUCACGGAGCACAGUUACUACGAUUUCUACGAUGAUCACGGUUACCAGACGAGCCCGAACAGGGCCAAGGAGGAUUCUAGUUAUUCCGACGACGAUUCGGGAUCCACGAAAUUGCCCUGCUACGAUUACGAUAACUACUCGAGCAGUAGGAGACACUCGAGGAACAAUUACUCGGAGCGGAGUAUCGGAAGGCCGAUUCCGCAGAUCGUUAAGAAGGAUUCCAGGAGAGUCUACCCCAACGACAAUGAGCACAUACAAAGGUGCGUUGAAGCCGUGCCUCAGAUCAUCCCAGCCAGGGGUCAGAUCUCCAGGACUUCGGAUAGACCUUCGAGCUCACACAGCUCCGGAGUUCCGAGCGCCAUGGUUCAUGGAUGCGGAGGCAAAUGCCAGACCUUUGAAAGUGUCUGUUAUUACUUCCUUCAGGUAGCAUUCGCUAUGGGUAUUUUAAUUGGAAUAUCCUUGGGAGUAGCAGGAUGGGUGUUGCGUAAAUCUGCGGCGAGAAAUCUGCAAGUCCUGCUGUACAUUGGUGCGAUGCUCUCCAUCGUCUGCGCUCUUCUGUUGAGCAUCCAGUGCAGCGCUCGGAAUUCCGCAAGAUUACGACAGAAAUCGCUGAGGAACGCGAAACGCGCCCCCAUCCCCAUGGAGUUCAUACCAAUCAGGGCGCCGGUCCCGGUGCACCAUCAGCAACCCCUAGUAGACAAUAGCACACUGCAAAGAGGAAUUCCGGUGACUUUGGUCCAGAUGCCCACGAGGCCGUUGCCCGAAUUGCAUUUACAAAGAUCGACCAUUGAGAGGCAUCAGCAUGUUGUUGAUCAGCAAGGAGUGCCGUGGUGGAGACGCAAGGACCUCCACUGACGUUAUUUAUUGAUUAUUAUUAAACCUGUAAUAAAACUGUACAUAGGGUAUAAACGUAUACAUAUAUAAGGACGAAGACUGAUUAUGGAAAAUGAAGAGUAAUAAUGGGAAGCAGAAGCGUAUGAACGGAACCGGCUUCCGGAACGUCCACAUUUGGAGACGAUCACUUUCGUCCGUUCUCUAGUCUAGUGUACAUUGCGGAUUAAUUCAUUCUGUAAAUACUCAAUCAAUCAAUUGACUGUAAUUGCAGCAUUGCAAUUGUUGAGAGGAAAUUAAACAAAACGAAAAAUGUAUUUUUUUUAACAAAUAAAAACGCAC